AUGUAUAUGCGCUCCGAUUUUGCAGCUCUACGUGUGAGAAAAGAUGUGAACGAGUUGUCCAAGGCUAAGUUCACUUGCAGUCAAGCGACGACCCGCGUGGAUUUUCCCGAUGGUGCAAACAAUAUGCUGCAGAUAUUUUUUACAAUCGCGAUUGCCGACGUAUCGGGUCCAUUUGCCAACGGAGACUUUACCUUCUUUGUGGAGAUCCCCAAGACGUAUCCCUUUCAUGCUCCCAGUGUGACGUGUCUAACGAGGGUAUGGCAUCCCAAUAUUGACAUGGCAACAGGCAAGGUCAUGAUGCCAAUACUUGGUAAAGACUGGCGUCCUGUACUUAGCAUCAACACCGUCUUGCUUGGGUUACAGUUAAUUUUUCUUGAGCCCGGCACUGAAUACGUCCUUAACGCUGGUGCAGCCGAGCAGCUGCAUGAACAUCCGGACCAGUUCAAAAGGGAGGUGCAGCAAAUUCUUUGUGGGGGAAAGUUUUACGGUGUUGAUUUUCCACCUCAUCCGCGGCAGAUUGAAAAGCAGCGGCAAGGUUGGGGAUUGCGGGUCAAACGCCCACGCGAUGAUGACUUCCAUAUAAGUAACGAAUGGGACGGUAUGGCAAGCCCCAAUGCGAGUGACAGCAUUAGUAUUGAGGCUCCAGAGCUCAUGGAUUGCAGUGGCUUGUCGGCUUGGAAACGGCCGCGAAUUGAUUAA
This is a messenger RNA of Peronospora farinosa, 699 nucleotides long. The record is from the annotation of a GenBank genome assembly. Lineage: Eukaryota; Oomycota; Peronosporomycetes; Peronosporales; Peronosporaceae.